AUGUCCUCUUCCGCCCAGGCCGCCAUAGCCAAGAGGACGACAAGUACGCUUCAACGCUUGGUCGUCGAGCCGUUCAUGAACACCGCCCACAAGAUCGAGGACCACUCAGUCAGGAAGAUGCAGUCCAUGGAGCCCGCCAUGGCGGAGUGGGUAAAGAAGCAGGAGGCUUCGGGUGCCGAUGCGGCUACUAUCAGCCGCCAGCGCUUUCUGCGCGAGCAGCACCAGCUCAUGAGUUACCGCGUUGUUCGCUUUUUUGAGGAGUGCCGCUACAUCGCCUCCGGUCAGUAUUACAAAAACUACAACAUCGGCUGCUUCCUGCAGGAUGCCCGCUUUGCCACGCAGGCGUUCUUCAUCUUCCUGAUGGCGGUCAUGGUCGGUCGCCGCUCUGUGUACCCGCCAAUCUCCCCGAACAGCCCAUUGGCGAUUGUCUUCGACCACAAGGUCAAUCCGAACUACUAA
Molecule: messenger RNA, 459 nt
Organism: Leishmania braziliensis MHOM/BR/75/M2904
Lineage: Eukaryota; Euglenozoa; Kinetoplastea; Trypanosomatida; Trypanosomatidae
Exons: 1
Coding region: 1-459 (152 amino acids)
Source: RefSeq, a predicted model, not a curated record